Paramecium octaurelia is the source of this 810-nucleotide messenger RNA. NCBI's taxonomy places the organism in Eukaryota, Ciliophora, Oligohymenophorea, Peniculida, Parameciidae. The record is from the annotation of a GenBank genome assembly.
CAAAAUGAAAGCAACUACAUAAGACUUAGAUAUCAUAAGACUUUUGAGUAGCAAAGAGUGGUAGGCUGCUUAUAAGAAUUUUGUUUACUAAUUUUCAUCUCAAUUUUAAGACAAUUAGUAGAAUUUGAAUUAGCAAUAAGAAUUGCAUAAAGUAAAUCAAAAUUUAAAAUUAUCUAAAGAAAUUUCAAGAGUCUUUGUAACCAAUUACGAUUAAAUAUAUAUCAAAUGAGUCUUAGGAAAAGUAUAAGAAAGUAUUUGAUAUUAAAACUAUUGUAGAAUAUUAAAGAAUUGUUGAAAAAUUAUGCUUAGGACACCAUCAUCCAAUAUAUCUGUUUAUUUGAUUUUCAAUUAUUUCAAACAGAGAUGAUUUCACAAAACUAACUUCUUGAUUUGAUUGCCUUAGAAUUGAUUAGAAAGGAAGCAAAGUAAGAUUAAUAAGAAAGCAGUUCAGAUGAUGAGGAAGCUGAGAAGGAAUACUUUGAAAAAUCAAGAGAGUAAACAAAAUAGCAGAUUGAAGGAACUGCGAAUAUUGAGGAGGAAAAGAAAAAAUUAGAGAAAACUAUUAGAGAAACCAUUGCAAAUUUCAAUUUACCAGAAGUCAUAAAAUAGCCAGAAAUCGAAGUUGAUUAAUAUGGAUUCAACCAAGGAGUUGUAGAAAAAGAAGAUGAUAUAUUAAAAAAGAGUAUUAAAUUAAGAACUUUAAAGCUAAAGUAAACAAUCCCAAAGAAAGAGAUAAAACUAACUGCAGAAUAAUUAAAAAAGAGAAGAUUACAAAUAGAAUUAGUUAAAAAAGCAAUUAAGGAUGAAUGA